Messenger RNA from Symbiodinium pilosum, 1689 nucleotides. The record is from the annotation of a GenBank genome assembly. Lineage: Eukaryota; Dinophyceae; Suessiales; Symbiodiniaceae.
AUGGCUGGCCUUUGCGCCCGGAAGAUCCUCUGCCCUGAGAGAAGGCCUGCCAUGGGGGACUCCAGUCCUGAGACUUGGUUCCGGAUACUGAGGGCAGCUGAGGAUGUGGCAUUAAUGACAAAGAAGACCUCAGAGCCUCGCCGCUUCAAAAUUGUGAGUGCCAAUGUCAGCUCGUGGCGACCGGAACACAGACAAUGGCUGGUUGAUACGAACCCCGAUGUGGCCUUAGUGCAGGAAACGCGCUGGCACGAAGAAGCUCUCGCCAAAGAGACCAUUGCAAUGGACCACACCACGGGAUGUGGCUUUGAGGCUGUGAUGGUCCGUGUUGCGGGCACCAACGUGGCCUGCGUAUCGUUGUACUUGCAGUCGGGCCACUUCAUAGAUGGCGAGGUCAAUGCCAAUAUUCUUGCAGAGCUGAGGAGCUUUCUUUCCUCGCUACGAUGCCCGUGGUUCGUUGCUGGGGACUGGAAUUCUCACCUCCCUGAUGUUCUUGGCACCAGGUUGAAUGAGGUUCUGAAAGGACAAUUCGUAGGGAUCGGACAAGGCACGGCGGGAGGUGUAAAUGAGCUUGACUUCGCGCUCAUACACCCGUCCAUGCACCGGUGCGUCCGUGUGCAAUCUGAUUGGAUGGUUCCCUUCAAACUUCACUGUGCACUGCACUUCACCUGGCAAGCCGAGUCAGUGAAAGAUCUCGUCCCAGGACUGAGGGUCUUCAGCGAUGAUUUUGAUCCUGUCACUCAAGAAGAAAGACAGGGCCAGAUUCAGCCAGUUAGGCCUAACAAAGCCCUCAUCCUUGAGUUUCAGGCUGAAGACCCCAUCACAGUCCAGUGUGCGGCCUUCUCGGCCACAGCUGAGGCAGCAGGCACCCUGGGCAGCAGCCGAGGCAGGGGCUCGCACUGCCAGGUGCAGAGGUGGGAGUCCUGGCUAUGCGCACCGCAUACACCACCGCGUCCGGUUGUGGUUCAGUCCCCUGAGCAGUGCCCCGAUGAGGCUUGGCGGCAAAGGUGCCAAGCCUGGCUGCAAACUCCGCACCGUGCGGAAGACAAGGAAGCCCUGCUUCAACAAGCAGCCCAAGCUGCCAAAGAGGCUAAAAGGAAGCAGUCAACCAGGGAAAAGGAAGACUUCCUGGCUUGGAUUGUGGGUGCGGAGAAAGCUCAUUUGGGGUCGAGCCUCGCCGCCUGGCUGGAGGAAUACAGCCGAACGUCGGGCUUUGACUCGGCUGUGCCGGGCCACACCCGUCUGGACCCAGCCCUGGCUCGCCUGAUCAGGGCUGAGGACCACAAGUUCAGGGGCCACACCUUCAUUACCUUGUUCUGUGACCUAGAGGGUUUCUAUGAUGUUGUCAGCCAUGAGCGCUUGGCCCAACAGGGGAUGCACCUGGGCUUCCCUAGCCUCAUUUUGGAGCUGGCCAUCCAACUCUAUGAAGGAAAGGCAUGUUGCAAGGAUCCUUGUGCGCCAACUCUGGCGAAGUUGACAACCUAUAAGCCGCUAAAGACAAUCGUUGCCAAGCCGGGGGUAUCUCAUGCCGACCUUUGGCUGGACGAUAUCAGCAUCGACAUUGCACAUCAGGAUGCUGAGCUAGCGGCCUCGAUAGGUGUUGAUGUGUACAGGACCCUCAGGCGGCUGCUGCAGGAUGAGGGCCUGGAACUCAACAUGGGCAAGACCAAGUUUGUGGUCAACAAGGCCAAG